Messenger RNA from Linum trigynum, 1242 nucleotides. The record is from the annotation of a GenBank genome assembly. NCBI's taxonomy places the organism in Eukaryota, Viridiplantae, Streptophyta, Magnoliopsida, Malpighiales, Linaceae.
CACAGCUACUCUCUGUUCAGUGUUCUUCGUCCUUUCAAUUCUCCCCUCUGAAAUUACCGGGAAAAGAAAAUUAGAAAAGAUUAUAAAUUUUCGAUUUUGUUCUUCGUUUUGAUUUUUCCAGUGGGGUGGGUUUUAGAGAUUUUGACUUUCCUUGGUGGUCAGUGUAUCCGGCCGACCAUAAUGCCUCGCGCGUCGAAGCGGAAAGCGGCCCCGCCAAGCUCCUCCGUCGCAGCACCGCCACCUGAUCAGUCCCGGAAGCGCACCGCCAAAGCAACAAGCAAGCCCAGGUUAAAGGAGAGUGACCAGAUCGACAACCUAUUUGAUACGUAUGCAAACCGCUCGUUGGGCGAGAUUGAUCCCGAAGGAAUUGAGUCGUUGUGUUCAGACAUGAAAGUGGGAUACACUGAUGUCAGAAUCUUGAUGCUUGCUUGGAAAAUGAAAGCUCAGCGGCAAGGAUAUUUUACCAAGGAUGAGUGGCAAGCAGGCUUGAAGGCUCUCAAGGCUAAUACCAUUUUGAAACUAGUGAAAGCACUCUCAGAACUGAAGAAAGAGGCGGAGUCGCCAGAAAAUUUUGAGGACUUCUACUUAUUUGCAUUCAAGUACUGCCUAACAGAAGAGAAGCAAAAAGGAGUAGAUAUCGAAAGCUCCUGUGAAUUGCUGAAAAUUGUCCUCGGAUCGCAAUUCCAUUCCCAGGUUGAUUCAUUAGUUGAGUACCUAAAGGUCCAAAAAGACUACAAAGUGAUAAAUAAGGAUCAGUGGAUGGGUUUCCUUCGGUUUUGCAAGGAGAUUAGCUUCCCAGAUAUGGCGAACUACGACGAGAACCAAGCUUGGCCAUUGAUCCUCGACAAUUUUGUAGACUGGAAGAAGGAGAAAAGCAGCAGCAGAUAGUUUCUACUUUGACAGUUUCUAAUCCCUACUCCCGAGUAUUAAGGUUCUGUUAACAGUGAGAUGACCAUCGAUCUUCUUGUCUCGAUCACCCCAGUCGAUCUACUCGCAGGUCUUUGCCAGAACGCCUCAACCCUGACAAGUGGAGCAUUGAUAACUAACACAGAUAAAUAGGAAGAUACAUUUUUGUGUCAGACUCGGAAAAAGAUACAUUCUUUCUGUGUUCUGUUGUUCCUCACUUCUUUUCUACAAUCCUGUACUCCCAACUCGGAUAAUUUUUUAGUUGAGAAUGUGGAAGAAUAUUUUGUCACUUUUAUUUAGGGUGGAAUCAAACCAAAAUAAAAAUACCAUUGCAGU